AGGGCGGUUUUACCGAUCUUUGCCGAUCGGUGUGCGCGCGCACGCCGCCACUGAUAUGCCCGACGUGUAGUGCAGAUGCAGAUGUGGAAGAGGAAGAAGCCGCUGCGGGCGUAGUAGGUACAGAGUGUGCGGAGACUUGAAGUGAACGCGGUGAUCUGUGUGCGUAGAGUGCGCCGGCCGUGCCCAGUUAAACGUACGUGGAGUGACCAGCCUGCAACGAGAGCGCAGCGAGUGCCGAGUGCAUUAUUGGAUUUACCGACGAGGAGCGCCAGCAGACAGCGGCACACCGCAGGUUACCAAGUUAAAUGGCAGACACGAGCCAGGCGGAGCAACCGCCGCACACAAACGGCAUCUCCGAAGAUGUCGACGAAGAUGAUAGGGCGAAAAUUCGCCCGGCGGAUAUUGACGCUGACGUGCGCGAGAUGGAGCGUCGCAAGCGCGUCGAGAAUAUUAUGAAUAGCCGACUCUUCCGCGAGGAGCUAGAGCGGAUCAUUGAAUUGCAGCUGAAGGAUGGGUCGGGGACGUCGGGCCUCAUGCAGCAGAUCUCUGACAUGAUGGGCGGUGUGUCGAAGAAUGCAGGCAACGCGUUUAAAAAUUCCAACUGCGUGGUGCCGAUCAAUGAUAUUCGUGGCAUUGAGGCGAUGGGAUAUGCAAAGGGCGAGAAGAUUCUGCGCUGCAAGUUGGCGGCUGUGUACAGACUGAUUGAUCUGUACGGGUGGACGCAAGGAUCCAGCACACUCAUCACCGCCAGGUUGAAUCAGGACGAGGAGCACUUCCUUGUUAAUCCCUAUGGUAUGCUCUUCCAUGAGAUGACUGCUUCCGCGCUGAUCAAGGCUGAUAUGCAGGGCCAGAUCGUUGAGCAGGGCACGACUAACUUUGGCGUGAAUCUGAGCGCGUAUUCUUUGCACGCUGCGAUUCACGCUGCUCGGCCUGAUAUUAAAUGUAUCAUUCACGUUCAUACACCUUCGGUGGUGGCUGUGUCUGCGUUAAAAUGCGGCCUGUUGCCGAUCAGUCAGGAAUCGGUGGUGAUUGGCGAAGUAAGCACGCACGCCUACGUUGGUGCGCUUACUGACUCCGAUGAGAAGGAGAAGAUUGCGCGCAACUUGGGCCCGAACAACAAGGUGCUGCUGCUGAACAAUCAGGGUGCUGUGUGUUGCGGCGAGACUAUCGAGGAGGCGUUCUACAACGCGCGCAAUACUGUGUUGGCUUCCGAGUCGCAGCUGAAGUUGAUGCCGGUUGGCAUCGACAAUCUGGUGCUGCUUUCCGACGAAGCACGCAAAAAGAUCUACGACGCUGCGCAUAAAGCUCCGGAUAGCUCACCACGUCCAGAUCCGCCCUCUGUAUUGGAGAAUAAGGUGGAGCGCAAAUGGCGCGUAGGUGGUGUAGAGUUUGAAGCGUUGAUGCGAAUGUUGGACAACGCCGGCUUUCGCACCGGCUACAUUUAUCGUCAUCCGCUCGUUAAGGGCGACCCGCCUAAACCUAGGAAUGACGUUGAGUUGCCGCCGGCUGUUUCAUCUCUUGGUUAUUUGCUUGAAGAGGAAGAGCUGUACAAACAAGGGCUCUGGAAAAAGAUGGAGGGCGGAAGGAAGGGUUUCGACCGCACACGCUGGCUGAACUCGCCCAACGUCUACCAGAAGGUGGAAAUUCUUGAGACGGGCACGCCAGACCCGAAGAAAAUCACAAAGUGGGUCGCGGAAGAAUCGCCGACUCAUUCCAGCACGCCGGUGAAAAUCGACUCGGCGUUGCAGUUUGUACCGAAGAACACGAAUCCCAAGGAGUUUAAGAAGCUGCAGCAACAGAUUAAAGAUUACAGAAGAGCCGACAAGAUCAGCGCUGGUCCGCAAUCGCAAAUCCUCGAAGGUGUUACAUGGGAAGAGGCGAAGAAGAUGCAGGAUGCGGGCGUGACGCAGACCGGUGACCAAGUAGUCCUUAUGGGCGCCGCCUCCAAGGGCAUUAUCCAGCGAGGCUUCCAGCACAACGCCACCAUGUACAAGUCUCCAUACUCUAAAAAUCCAUUCGAUUCCAUCACCGACGAGGACAUCAAUGAGUAUAAGCGUGUCGUCGAGCGAAAAACAAAGGGCGAAUACGACACAGAUUAUAGUGAAUCAGAAGGAUUGUCCUCUGCUCAAAUCAACAAACGAAUUAGCGACAUUAGAUCUCCAACUAGCGAAACGGAAGAGGAGAGCCGAGACGAACCUCAAGUAUUAAGGAUAGAAACGAAACACGCUCCAAAACCGAGCCAACCGGAAGUCGUCCUUAGCGACGGUUGCACUAAAAAAUGGCAGACUUCAUUUCAUCGCACGACCAGUUUUUUUGGUUUUCCCAAAGGAUCCUACACAACACCGCGUCCCGUGCAUUAUCACUAUGCACAAGAACGAAAUGUACCCGUUUUCAUCACGCGUCCGCUCGUAAAUUCCAAUAUCAAGCCUGACCAGCCGGCGAAUGUUGGUGUAAAAGUCGUGGGCGACAUUGCAUUAAACGUGGACGUGUCGAUGAAGACGAUGCGCAAUUUUAUAUAUCCGUUUGCUCGCGCGCUCGACCUGAUCAACACGCGCAGCGCCGAAUCGCAGACAAGUUACGUGAGUACCCACGCAAACACAGAUGCGAAUUUUGAGCGCAGCAUUGUGAAGAAAAUGCACGAGAAUCUGCUCACAGACUUUGACUCUUCAAUAAUUACAACGAAUAGCUUAUUGGAUUCGUCUAUCUUAAGCGAGUCCAGCGGCGACUCUGUUCAGACUUGCAUGAUGAACACCUUACCGAAAAACAGAUUUAGUGCGGUAUUGAAGGAACUUGAGUUAAGUGGACAUAUUAAUCUGGAAGACUCAAAUGCAAAUUAUUUUAUCUCUGACAUGCUGAAAACUAUAAUUGAUACGAUGAAUUUGAGUCGACGUUCUGAUUCCACGCAGAAACGCCGCUCCUCUACUGGUUCGAUGUCAACGCAUUCAUUUUACGAAAGCGAAACUUCGCCAAGACAAUGCCUCUCCUACGAAGACCUUACCGACGGCGAGUACCGUUUUAUUCAAGGACCUUCUUUUAAUGACAUACCAAAAUCACUGCACAGGAAUUUUUACGUGGAUUCACCCCGAUUCAAUCCUCUGCCUCUGUCACCGUUGUGCGUAGUUAAUGAAAAACAAACACAAGUUUACGAACAUACAAAAAACGUAGGUACAUCCCCCAGCGUUAGUCAGUCACACGAAUGGUCCUUGAAAACUUUUGAAGGCAAAGUUAACGCUAUUCAAUCAAUUGCCAGUGUUCCAUAUACGGACGUCAUCAAAAAGCAGACUCUUGAUGACAACAUCAAAUCGAGCAAUUCCAACGAUAGCAGAAAAUCGGAUAAAUCUGAUUCAGAACUGGAUAAUGCAUAUUCGACGUAUAUGGUGCGCAAUCUUGUAGAUCUCAUUCGCGAAGAACGCAAAAUUGAAGGCGAUAAUGAAACUGAACUGGACAAUGCCAGGCGUCGCAUCCACUUGCAACAUUUUCCGCAUUAUUUUUGCCCUUCACAGGACGCGCGUUGUAUGCCGACUAUACCCAGCGAUGAAAUGCUUGUCAAUAGCCAUGAGUCAACUGAGAACAUGUCUGCUUUGAAUGUAGACAUGAAUCUAAUGAAACAUUUAGCUGAAAAUGCAUCUUCUGAAGUGGACGAAUGUAUGAAUUUGUUUUUUAGCUCUGCAUAUAACGAUGUGGAUUCGAUUGUAGAGGACAUUCUUAUCCGGGCAACGAAUGAAAAGGGAUUUGAAGGCGCCGAAGAAAAUUCACCCACGUCUUCAGGUGUAACGGACGAUACGGUUAAUCCCUUUGAGAUUGAUUUUCAAAAAGGUCCUGAGCUGAUAUUUAACUUUGAGCUACCUAUUCAUAGCGACGACUCUGGUUGUGAUCAGUCGAUUACAGAGAUAGCUCAUAUCUUGGACCAAGAAAUUGAGUGCUUUUCCCGAGGCAAACAAAGUGAUAAUUCAUUCUAUACAGCUUUAAGUAAUAAUAACGGUUCGCCGGAGUCAGCCGCGUUUCAAACCGCAGAUUCGUAUGGAAGUUACACAAAUGUUCGAAAGGACAUUGUCAAUCAAAUGAGUGAUUUAAUAAUUUAUUAUAUGCGUAAAAGCUGCUUGCACACUGAUGAAGUGGUACUUUUCCCAGAAGUCCAGCAUGACGAGAAUGUGUCAACGUUGUUUGCAAAGCUUGAGAAUCUUUUCAACGAGUACUUUAAACAUAGCUUAAGUGCAGAGGAAGUCAGCGAAUUGCGCAUCGAAUUGGGACUUCUUGUUUUGCGCUGUACAAACCACGAGUUUGAUAUUACAAACAUGGAACGCACGUUUGCCAUCAGUGAAUUUGUCUCAGAUCUGUUGGAUUAUUUCUUUGAGAAGGUCGUGAACUUGGAAACUCAUUCGCCCUGUACGGAGUAUGAGAACUUUCAUAAUGGCGUAGUAGACCAACUGAAUUCAACUCCUGACGAUCGAGAUGAACAGGCUGAAUGCGAGACGGAGGAAAUGGCUAGUUUCCAGUUGAAACAACAACGUGGCAACGAGUGUUACUGGUUUUCAGCCCUUAAACCAUCGGAGCGUUCGAUUCUCUCCAAAUCACAAACAGACACUCCCCGAGUUAUCAUCAAUGUGGACGAGAUCCCUUUGAGACCGCCGCCUGAUUUGAAUCAAAGUCUUUCAUGCAGGCAAUUUUAUCAAUGUCUUAGUCCAAUCCAAGAAAUUGUUCCGACGUGUUUAACAUUUGACGAAGAUGAAAUUUUCGCCGAAGAAACUGUGGAUAUUCGCUAUGAGGAAGCCCCAGCAGAUUUGGAAGCAGUGGAAUCUUUGUUUACUGCUUCCGACGAUGCACUUCUUAAAGGCACAAAUCUCGAAACGCGGUCAUCGACAGAAAUGUCGACGUCGUCGUCGCACAGUCAGGAGUUAGUCGGAGCAGCACUGUGCGAAGAAUUGCAAAAGAUUGUUCCCGACUUUGAUAAAGAAUCAACAUUUCGGCUCACCAACGAAGUACAUUUUUUGCGCUCCCAUUCAACUCUUGCAUCGAAUACGUUUUCAACCACAACUAGUGUCGUUUUUAACACGGACGCGAAUCAGCAACGUCAUCUGAACACCACGUUUUCGAAGGAUUCGUUUGAGACGUGUGAACCAGACGAUGAUCAUUUAAUAGCGUUAACAGACAAUUGGUUGGGAUUGGAAAAAGCCAAGUUUUAAAUAUUGAAUCGUUUUUCAUAAUACACUCCUUAAUCAUUUAAAUUUGCUUGUGAAAUUUUCAUUAAUAAUAAUUUAAUUAUUGCAUCA
Dalotia coriaria is the source of this 5270-nucleotide messenger RNA. RefSeq names its product adducin 1-like protein hts (gene hts). Gene Ontology annotation, molecular function: actin filament binding. The transcript has 8 exons. Gene Ontology annotation, cellular component: plasma membrane; cytoskeleton; postsynaptic density. NCBI's taxonomy places the organism in Eukaryota, Metazoa, Arthropoda, Insecta, Coleoptera, Staphylinidae. The record is from RefSeq and is a predicted model, not a curated record. The coding region runs from base 306 to 5183 and encodes 1625 amino acids.